Molecule: messenger RNA, 351 nt
Organism: Talaromyces rugulosus
Lineage: Eukaryota; Fungi; Ascomycota; Eurotiomycetes; Eurotiales; Trichocomaceae
Exons: 1
Coding region: 1-351 (116 amino acids)
Source: RefSeq, a predicted model, not a curated record
AUGCUGGACGCACUGGACGCUGGACGGACCAAGCUUGAUGAGUACUACGCUCAAACCGAUACUAUUCGAGGGCAUAUCUAUGCCGUCAGUACGAUGCUUGCACCAGUGAAUAAAUUUAGAUUCUUUCUCUCUAGCGAUUGGGAUCAGAAGUGGCGAGAUAUCUAUCGCAACGCCUUUCAGCAAGCCCUCAUCCCAUACCAAGCGCAAGUAAAAAGUCAAAGCCAGGAUGCAUACAGCUCUCACACUGCAGCUCAACCAAGCUCAAGGCUGGAGGAGAUGCUUGAUGGAAAGGAUAUACAGCCACGAGCGAUGACUGAUGAAAUUAGUCAAUAUCUUGAUAGUGGUCAGUGA